Messenger RNA from Suillus subalutaceus, 1774 nucleotides. RefSeq lists its product as uncharacterized. The record is from RefSeq and is a predicted model, not a curated record. The transcript has 3 exons. Gene Ontology annotation, molecular function: protein binding. Lineage: Eukaryota; Fungi; Basidiomycota; Agaricomycetes; Boletales; Suillaceae. Bases 141 to 1724 code for a protein of 527 amino acids.
CACACUCUGACUCCGACUCGUUAAAUUAUGCUUGUAAAAGUUGUGGGCGCUUGCCAAGCGCUCACGUUCCCACUCAUACCUGGUCGAGAUUAGUUGCUUCUCUCACCUUCAAGUGGUGAAGAGAGUGGACAACUUGCAAAAUGAAUCCCCAAAUAGGGUUCUUGUCUCUUGCUGAAGAACUCCUGAUUUACAUUAUGAGCUUCCUUUCUUGCCGAGAUAUUCUUCACUGUGCAUCCGUAUGUAAGGCCCUUCGUGAGAUGUACAUGUCCUCCUCCGAGCUUCAGUACAUCGUUGAACUGAGUGGACAACGGUUGCUUCCUGUCCCCAACACGGACAAUAGCAUUACUGUUUCCAAGCGCCUGCAACUUUUGAGAGAUAAAGCUCACGCAUGGUUCAAGGUUGACAUCCACUCUUUCGAAACGGUCCCCAUAACAAGGGUACCACAUCCAUAUCGGGGGAAAAGAUUUGCUGGUGGGCAUCUCUACUCGUGGAACGCACAUGAAGAUACGGCCACGAUCUUUCCAAUACUUCCAAAGCCCUCACAACAAUCAAUUCAACGCAAUUGGCUCCCAGGGACCUUGUGUUCAGUUCCCCACUCAUACAACCUCGAUGUGUUUAUGGACCCAGCACAAAACCUGAUCGCCGUUGUCUAUGUUGUUGAUUACAAGACAGUCUAUAUUAACCUCGGAGUCCUAGAUGGAGAUGAUAUUCACCCUCAGGCUACUGGAGAGAGACUGUUUUUGUUGGACGACUCGGACAACCACCAUAAAACGAUAAGUGCAAAGCUCAAAGGUUUGGGGAGGCAUAUCGCUUUGUGGCGUCGCUUGGACGAUGAAAAUUGGACUUCAUCGGACGAGAAGUGGCAGCUGCAGAUUUGGGAUUGGCAACACUCGACGACUUCCAAUAGCAUCCUCAGCGGCGUAGUACCCAACACCACAAUCGAUUUUUGUUUCCUCGGAAACAAUCGAUUGCUGGUUAUAACCGAUAACUUGAAGCUCUAUUCAAUCGAGGAUAUGUCCCAGGCACCGGAAUUGCUGGCGUGUUUCCUGAUGCCUGUCUCAUUGAUGCUAUGGUGCCUCCCGGGCCUUCCGAUAGAUGAUGUUGGCCAUAGCUCGCAACCGCAGACGCAAGCCCAGCGGACGAUGUACACUUCAGACCCUACACAUCGACUCCUAUGCCUCAUAGCGUCCUCUUCUCGUACCGAUUCCUUUUCUAGUACUCAGGUCAUCAUCAUUUCCACGAGGAUUUUCUUCGACCUUGACGGAAUGGCAGCAACGCCAAUACCAUGGCAACAUUGGGGCCCUUCAAAUACUCGUAUUUUUCGGCACCCAUAUCAUUUCAAAGUUCACAUUAGCGGGAAUCGAGUAUUGCAGGCACUCCCUGUCGGCACACGAAAUUCGGAAUUUAUGUUGCAUUUGAUGGACUUUAGCCCGCUAGCUGUGACAAACAGGCGGGGUUUAGGACGAGUGGUGAAGGAACCAUCCACGAUAUACAUCAGCGAUUCCACUGGUAGAUCUGGAGGGAGCUUGACGACAUCCUUGCCUUAUGUCCAGGUCGUAUUUUCGGACAGAAAGUUCGAUUCCGCCGAGUCAGAGCUAGAGGACAUAUGGAUCGACGAGGAUAGAAUUUAUAUGCUUAAUGCAGAUUUGGAACCCACAACGUUCCGUGGCGAUCCGGUUUUCGUAAAGCGGCCUAUUGGCAAGCUUGAGGUCAUUGAUGUCUAGAGCAGAGCCAGCUAGUUAAUGAUUAGCUAGGUACUUAUGGAGAUCAUCGG